This is a messenger RNA of Hylaeus volcanicus, 984 nucleotides long. Its product is annotated as transmembrane inner ear expressed protein. NCBI's taxonomy places the organism in Eukaryota, Metazoa, Arthropoda, Insecta, Hymenoptera, Colletidae. The record is from RefSeq and is a predicted model, not a curated record. The transcript has 2 exons. Bases 401 to 922 code for a protein of 173 amino acids.
UAUCCACUACUGUCAGAAGGAACAUUGUGUGACUCUCAGACCUUUGGUUACAAGUGUUCUUCUGUUCAUUCUGUUAACGCUUCUGCGCGGGUUAGAUUAUUAUUUUUAAAAUUAAGUGAAAAAGACUUUUAAAUCAUCAUUUUUGGUGCAAGUUUCAUUACAUUCUUAACAAUCAGUAAGUAUCUGUAUGUAAUAUUUUAAAGGAAAUACCAUUGUUGAUCCUGUUAAAUUCAAAAGUACAUCGAAAUGUUUAUAUGUGCAUUAGACAAUAAAAUUAGACAAUUAGACAAUAAAAUUAUAUACUUAAUACUAUAACAAGAUAAGCAAAGUAACUAUACGUAAUGACAAUUUGACACUGAAAUUUAUCUAUUUAUAACUAAGAAAUUUCAGUUAUCGCGCUAUGAAAGAGAUGAAUGAGUCAACUAUCGCAUCAAUUUCGUCUUCGUCUCCUGUUUCACCAUGCUCACCUACUGAAGUAGCUAUAGGUCCAGAAGAUUGUGUUCAAGGUGUCGAAAAAUGGUUGGAAGACGAAGCAUUGGCCGGGUUCCGCGUUUGGCAACUCGCAGGCAUAAUUCUUUCUAUCUUGCUUAGCGUACUCAUCGGACUUUGUUGUUGCAUUCGAUUCAGAGUGCCACGGACCAAGCAAGAAAUAGAGGCUGAUUAUAUUCGAAAAAAAAUAACAAAGAGCUUUAGAAACGAGUUAUCUAAAAUUAAUAAUGUAGAAAUGGACAACAUGGAUUUGAAAAAAGCAUUAGUUAAAAUUCAAAAUAAAUUUGACAUGGAAAUGUAUGAGAUACAGAAUGAACUUCAAGAAACGACACAGAAAAGUAUACAGCAUGGGUUACGUUCAAGAUUUAAUGCAAUGAUCAGUGGAAUUCGUUUCACUAAACAAGAAUGUAUUAAACCUGACAAUAUAAUUUGAUAAAUUUGCAGGUCGCUAUAUUGUUACAGAGAUAAUAGAAAAAAUUAUAUUUACUUACUAAU